Molecule: messenger RNA, 1215 nt
Organism: Stylonychia lemnae
Lineage: Eukaryota; Ciliophora; Spirotrichea; Sporadotrichida; Oxytrichidae
Source: the annotation of a GenBank genome assembly
AUGAAUUAAUCUCCCUCAAAAUAGCAAUUAGACGGCAAAGAUUAGGAUAAAAAUAAGAACAAAGAUAAACUGAACAAAUAAGGCAAGGAAGCUGAUGAAGAUGAAAAAAUCCCUGAGACUGAGGAGGAAAUGCAAAAAAGAGAGAAAGAGGAUGACUAGGACCUGAAAGCUUUAAAAGAAAAAUUAAGGAAAUUAUAGGAAAGGUAACCUCCCAAGGACAAGGAUGAACUUAUUGAUCACUUAAUGGAGCGUCUAGAGCAAGCUGAAUAAGCAAUUCUAGCAGCUGAGGAAGUAAUUACACAUGAAAGACAGAAUAGAAAGGUCAUUAGCAAGAAACUAAAGGCCAAGAAUAAUGAGUUACGUAUUCUAGUGGAAAAGGAGAAAAAGACUCUGAAGGAUAAAGUCCAUGAUGAACUUGAAAUCACAUUGUAAUAAGCUCUGAAAGAAAAGCUUUUAGCUGAACAAAAGUUAGAAGAAGCUGAAAGUGUUAUGAAAGAAAGAAAUUCAAUGUUUGAAGAGAUUGAUAGAAUACACAUGCAGUUAAGAGAGCAAUAUAGACAGAGUGAGAAGAUUUCCGCAGAGCAAUAAAAGGUGAUUGAAAAUUUAGAAGAGGAGCUGACAGCAACUAAGGAGGAAAGAGAUUAUCUCCAAAAUCUAAGUGAUUAAAGGCAAAAGACUAUUGAUAAACAAAAUGCAGACCUUGAUGAAGCUUAUGGUCUUAUUACUAAAAUGGAAGAAUCUAGAAUAGUCUUGAAUAAGUUACUUGGUCCUAAUGGACUGAUUACUGAAAGAGAAAGGUAAAAAUUCCUGAAGAAUAGUGGUCAAGACAACUCUUACGAUGUCGGUCCAUCAUAAGGUAUGGGAAAUAAUAACGGAAGAGUUCCAUAAUAAAAUGCUGCAAAGGGUCCACCAGGUUUGCAAGGUCAUCCCUUUGCCUAUGAGGGGUCAACAUAAAUAGGUUCUGCAGCUAAACUAAAGUCUCUGAAUCAGUUCGGAGGUAACGUAUAAGUAGCAGCUACAUUACAUGAUGAUGCAAACGAGGAUGACUUCUGGUAUCAAGCCCCUAAAAAUGGAGGAGAUAACUUUGGGCCUGCAGGGAACAUUGGUUCAUCUGGGGAGUACUAAGGUUAUGUUAAAAAUACCAAUCUUCCUCCAUCUGCUGGAGGUCUCAGAACAAACAGUAGAAAGCAGGGCGGAGCAGGUUAGAGAUUUUGA